Aureobasidium melanogenum CBS 110374 is the source of this 504-nucleotide messenger RNA. RefSeq lists its product as uncharacterized. The transcript has a single exon. Lineage: Eukaryota; Fungi; Ascomycota; Dothideomycetes; Dothideales; Saccotheciaceae. The coding region runs from base 1 to 504 and encodes 167 amino acids. The record is from RefSeq and is a predicted model, not a curated record.
AUGCGAAUGAGCAGAAACCUCCAGGACGGCGGGCCAGGCCGACAAGGCCUAGGCGGUGGCUACGGACAACCCCCGCCAGCAAGCUAUAGGACCAGAAACCUCCAGGAUGGCGGACCAGGCCGACAAGGCUAUGGCAAUGGCUACAGACAACCCUCGCCCCCAGACUAUAGAACCAGAAACCUUCAGGACGGUGGACCAGGCAGACAAGGCCUAGGCAACCACAGACAGCCCCCGCCCCCAGGCUACAGAACUAGAAACCUCCAUGCCGAAUACAACGGCCCUACUCCAGCACAACGCAGAGAGGCCGAGCAAAGGCGCCGAAUGGAAGAACAAGAGCAACGUCGCUAUGAGGAAGAGAUGCGUCAACAGCGGAUGAGGGAAGAACUAGAGCGAAGAGAGGAAGAAAUGAGACGUAGAGAAGAGGCAAUGUAUCGUGGAGGGCCGCAGGGUCGAGGUGGGUAUCCGGGUAGAGGAAGUAGAGGAGGCCUGGGGCCCAGAUUCUGA